CUUUGGGGUCUAUUUAAUAAGUGGCCAGCGUUUCCUGUUCUGAAGAUCUUGCAUCUUGCGCAAGAGAACACAAAACCAAACUGUUUCAAGAGAGUGGGGGGUGAAAUUGCAAAGUUAAUUUGUAUUCUAGGAGCUACGAAUUAGGUCAACAAUUGAUAGAGGAGGAAAGUAAUUCUGAUCUACUGAAGACUAAAGAUAUAUAUUUUUUUCGAUUGGACCAGUUUACUGGAUGUAGUGACCUUCUUGCAGGAUACCCACUGCAGUGGGUGAGUGAUCCUCCUCCACAGCUACAAAGGAAGAUUCUAUUCAUUGUAUACUUUUGUGAGAAUCUGAAUUGACUCAGACUGUGUAAUAACAGCUUGGAUUUAUACAGCACCCUUCACGCAGGAUAACAUCUUGGAGCACUUCCCAAGGAUGGGAUCGGAUACAGAAGGUUGGAGGAAGGAGAGAAGUGACCAUAGGCAAAGUCAAAGAGCAAUAAUGAAAGAUCGACUAGAAGAAUUGCUAGAGAUUGCCAAAUCGUAUCAAGUGAUAGAAAUUGAGGAUGACUGCCCGCAGGAAGCUUUUGUAUUUGAGUGCGAUCACAUUCUGCAAGUGCUCUACAAGCAAGUACAGCAGAUCCGAGAGGAAAACCAGCGUUUGAAGGUGGACGUCAGGCGCCUGGGGAAGCAGAACACUCGCUUCCUGACCUCCAUGCGUCGUCUCAGCAGCAUUAAGCGUGAUUCCAAUUCCAUCGCUAAGGAUAUAAAGAGUAAAGGUGAGAGCAUUCAUCGACAGCUGCAGGACAUGACCUCCUUCAUCGAUGAGAUAGAGAAGAGAUACGGGUCAGAUUCAGCUAUCGCUCGCAUUGCGCAGUCCCAGCAAUUUACCCUUGUGCGGGCGUUCCACGACACGAUGCUUGACUACAACACAGAGGAGAUGAACCAGCGGGAAAACUGUAAAACACGGAUCCAACGGCAGCUGGAGAUCAUGGGGACAGAUAUUUCCAACAACGAGAUCGAGGAUAUGAUGGAGCAAGGCAAGUGGGAUGUCUUUUCCGGGAAUCUCCUGAGCGACGUUCGAGGAGCCCGGUCCGCACUCUCAGAAAUCGAGCUACGGCACAGGGAGCUUCUGAAGCUGGAGUGCCGUAUCCGAGAGGUGCACGAGUUGUUCCUGCAAAUGGCUGUGCUGGUGGAGCAGCAGUCUGAGACCCUGAAUAUCAUUGAGUUGAACGUGCAGAACGUCCAAGACUAUGUUGGGGUCGCCAAAGUGCAGAUAAAGAAGGCCGUGGAAUAUAGGAAUAAGAAUAUCUGUAGACAGCUCUUUUGUUGUUGUUGCUCAGGUUGAUCUGUGUUCAUAUUCUCUGUGUCUGGCUGCUGGCAAUCAUCUUCCCAGGAGAUUCACAAUGUACUAUUAAGAACCUGCUUUCUCAAGGCUUUCUCAACUUGAUA
This is a messenger RNA of Callorhinchus milii (elephant shark), 1430 nucleotides long. It is a transcript of the gene stx11a, whose product is annotated as syntaxin 11a. The record is from RefSeq and is a predicted model, not a curated record. Gene Ontology annotation, molecular function: SNAP receptor activity; SNARE binding. Bases 415 to 1326 code for a protein of 303 amino acids. Gene Ontology annotation, cellular component: synaptic vesicle; plasma membrane; endomembrane system. Lineage: Eukaryota; Metazoa; Chordata; Chondrichthyes; Chimaeriformes; Callorhinchidae. The transcript is spliced from 2 exons. Gene Ontology annotation, biological process: intracellular protein transport; exocytosis; synaptic vesicle fusion to presynaptic active zone membrane.